CGCGCCGGGCGACCCCGCGAUCACGUGCUCCCCCAUUCCCUCUCGCCGAGCGUGCAUUCUGCCUUGGGGACGGCCGAGCCAUGGCAGCCCUGCUGAGAUCCGCCCGCUGGCUCCUCCGGGCCGGGGCGGCCCCGCGCCUCCCGCUAUCCCUGCGCCUCCUGCCGGGUGGCGCGAGCCGGCUGCACGCCGCCCCUUUUCUGCCCGCGGCCCGCGCCGGGCCGGUCGCCGGAGGGCUGCUGAGCCAAGCCAGGCUAUAUGCCAUUGCUGUUGAGAAAAAGAAUUAUCUUCAAGAGGAGCCCUCCUCUCAUAGAAAGAAUGCCAGUCAAUUUGACUGGGCUCUAAUGAGACUGGAUAAUUCUGUCCGAAGAACUGGCCGCAUCCCAAAGACUCUUCUACAAAAAGUCUUUGAUAACACCUGUCACUCAGGGAGCCCAGGUGGUAAUCAAGCCUUGCUUCUCCUGCGCAGCUGUGGUUCUCUCUUGCCUGAACUACAGUUAUCAGAGAGAACCGAAUUUGCUCAUAGGAUAUGGGACAAACUUCAGAAAUUGGGUACUGUGUAUGAUGUAAGUCAUUAUAAUGCUUUACUUAAAGUCUAUCUUCAAAAUGAAUAUAAAUUUUCACCAACUGACUUCUUGGCAAAAAUGGAGGAAGCAAACAUUCAACCAAAUCGAGUGACAUACCAGAGGUUGAUCGCAGCUUAUUGUAAUGUAGGAGAUAUUGAAGGUGCCAGCAAGAUUCUUGGAUUUAUGAAAACUAAGGACCUGCCAAUCACGGAGGCAGUUUUCAGCGCUCUUGUUACAGGGCAUGCAAGAGCCGGAGAUAUAGAGAAUGCAGAAAAUAUUCUCACAGUGAUGAGAGAGGCUGGAAUUGAGCCUGGUCCAGACACAUACUUAGCAUUAUUGAAUGCAUAUGCUGAAAAGGGUGACAUUGAUCAUGUUAAGCAGACUCUGGAGAAGGUGAAGAAGUCUGAUCUUUACCUUAUGGACCGUGAUUUAUUGCAAAUUAUUUUUAGUUUCAGUAAAGCUGGGUAUUCUCAAUAUGUCCCAGAAAUUUUGGAAAAAAUUACAUAUGAAAGAAGAUAUAUUCCAGAUGCAAUGAACCUCAUUCUGCUUUUAGUCACUGAAAAAUUGGAAGAUACAGCAUUCCAAAUUUUAUUAGCAUGUCCUGUAUCAAGGGAAGACAAUCUGAAUGACUUUGGCAGUUUCUUUUUACGACACUGUGUGACUAUGAAUACGCCUGCAGAGAAGCUGAAAGAUUACUGCAAGCAGUUAAAGGAAUCCCAGAUGCAUACAUCUCCUUUGCAGUUCACACUCCACUGCGCAUUACAAGCCAAUAAAACUGAUUUGGCAAAAGCUCUAAUGAAGGCUCUGAAGGAAGAAGGUUUUCCUGUCAGAACUCAUUAUUUCUGGCCAUUGCUAGCUGGACAUCAGAAGGAGAAAAAUGUUCAAGGUAUAAUUGAAGUUCUCAAAGCAAUGAAUGAAGUGGGAGUAAAUCCUGAUCAGGAGACCUAUAUAAAUUACGUGUUUCCAUCCUUUGAUAGCGUGAGGUCAGUUCGUGGGGUUUUGCAGGAAAAUGGAUGUCUACCUGAAAAUAAUGUAUUUUCACAAGCUGAAUUCAGAAGUGAAGCAGUUACUGGGAAUUUAUCCUAUGUUUUAUCAUUUUUGGAAUCGAAUACAUUGCCUUUCUCAUUUGCUUCUUUGAGAGGCAGCCUAAUUCUAGGCUUUAGGAGGUCUAUGGAUAUAAAUCUUUGGAGCAAGAUAACAGAACUGUUGUACAAGGAUGGACGUUAUUGCCAGGAGCCUCCAGGACCAACGGAAGCUGUUGGCUAUUUUCUUUAUAACUUGAUUGACAGCAUGAGUGACUCAGAGGUACAGGCCAAGGAGGAGCGUUUGAGACAAUACUUCCAUCAGCUGAAGGAGAUGAAUGUAAAAAUUCCUGAAAAUAUCUACAGAGGCAUUCGUAAUCUACUGGAUAGCUACCACGUUCCUGAAUUGAUUAAGGAUGUUAAUAUGUUGGUUGACAGAGAGAAGAUAGACUCUCGAAAAACUACGCAGCUUACAUCAUCUGUUUUGGAGUCUACACUUGAAAAACUAAAAGCUGAAAAUCAACCUAUAGGAGAUGUCCUAAAACAACUCAUACUAGUGCUUUGUUCAGAAGAGAACAUGCAAAAAGCUCUUGAAUUGAAAGCAAAAUAUGAAUCGGACAUGGUUGUUGGUGGCUAUGCAGCUUUAAUAAAUUUGUGCUGUCGACAUGAUAAUGCAGAAGAUGCAUUGAACCUGAAACAAGAAUUUGACCGUUUAGAUCCAUCUGCUGUCCUUGACACCAGCAAGUAUGUAGGCCUUGUAAAAGUAUUGGGAAAACAUGGCAAGCUCCAAGAUGCUAUUAACAUUCUAAAGGAGAUGAAAGAGAAGGAUGUUCUUAUCAAAGAUGCAACAGUCUUGUCCUUUUUCCACAUCCUGAAUGGCGCAGCUUUAAGAGGUGAAACUGAAACAGUAAAACAGUUGCACAAAGCCAUCAUGACUCUGGGGUUAGCGAAACCAUCCACUGCCUUAAGUUCCCCACUGGUCACUCUGUAUCUGGAAAAGGAUGACUUAAGUGCUGCUCUUGAAGUCACCAUUGACUGCUAUGAAAAGUAUAAAGUAUUACCAAGGAUUCAUGAUGUCUUAUGUAAACUAGUAGAGAAAGGCGAGACUGAUCUAAUUCAGAAAGCAAUGAACUUUGUGAGCCAAGAACAAGGUGAAAUGACAAUGCUGUAUGAUCUCUUUUUUGCCUUCCUACAAACAGGAAAUUACAAAGAGGCCAAGAAGAUCAUUGAGACUCCAGGCAUUAGAGCUCGAUCUUCAAGACUUCAGUGGUUUUGUGAUAGAUGCAUUUCAAGUAAUCAGGUUGAAACUCUAGAAAAAUUAGUGGAGCUAACGCAGAAGCUAUUUGAAUGUGACAGAGACCAGCUGUACUACAGUCUGCUAAAACUAUACAAAAUAAAUGGUGACUGGCAAAGAGCUGAUGCUGUCUGGAAUAAAAUGCAAGAAGAAAAUAUUAUUCCUCGUGCAAAGACCUUAAGAUUAUUAGCAGAAAUCCUUAGAAACAAUAAUCAGGAGGUUCCAUUUGAUGUACCUGAGUUGUGGUAUGAGGAUGAAAAGCAUUCCCUGAGUUCACCACCACCUUCACGUGAAGAAGCAAAUAUCCAGAAAGAUCUGUUCAAUGCCUGCCAACGAAAGAAAAGCAAAGAUGCAUAUAGUAUUUUCCUGAAAGCACACAAGCAAAACAUUGUGCUGAACAAUGAAACUUAUGGCAGUCUUAUAAAAUUACUUUUGGAGAAGGAUAGCUUCUUACAAGCAAUGCAAGUGAAAGAUGUCGCUGAGACCCACAUCAAGGGCUUCACACUGAACGAUGCUGCCAACAGCCUCCUCAUCAUAACGCAAGUUAGGCGGGAUUAUUUGAAAGAGGCUCUAAAAACGCUAAAAACCGCCUUAGAUCUGGAGCAAACACCUUCUAGGAUAGCAGUGACCCGCCUUAUUCAGGCAUGUGCCUUGAAGGGUGAUGUAGAAAGUAUACAGGAGAUUCAGAAGAUGGUAAAUGGACUUGAAGAUUCAAUUGGACUUUCAAAUAUGGUUUUCAUCAAUAACACUGCUUUGGCACAAAUAAAGAACAAUAACAUAGAUGUUGCAAUUGAAAACAUUGAAAAUAUGCUUACUUCUGGAAAUGAAACCGUGAAACCCCAGUACUUUGGCUUGACAUACUUAUUCAGAAAAGUAAUAGAGGAGCAGUUGGAACCAGCAGUUGAAAAGAUAAGCAUCAUGGCAGAGAGACUGGCCAAUCAGUUUGCAGUUUACAAACCUGUCACUGAUCUUUUCCUUCAGCUUCUGGAUUCAGGCAAAGUGGAUGACGCCAGAGCUCUCCUACAGAGAUGCGGCGCGAUUGCUGAACAAACUGCAAUUUUCUUGGUGUUCUGCGUUAGGAGUUCUCGGAAACCAGGAAAGGCAUCAACUCUGAAAUCUUUGUUAGAAUUGAUUCCUGAAUUAAUUGAAAAGGAAGAAGCAUACACUUCUAUCAUGAAAAGCUAUGUCUUAGACAAGGAUGCUGCGUCUGCUAAAGCACUGUAUGAAAAUUUGACUGCAAGGAAUAUAAAAUUGAAUGAUCUGUUUCUAAAGCGUUAUGCAGUUUUGCUGAGGAAUGCUGGUGAGCCUGUCCCUUUCACUGAACCCCCUGAAAGCUUCGAAUUUUAUGCAAAGCAGCUAAAGGAAUCAAGGGGAAAUCCUCUGUGAAAUAAGCAGUCACUACUUUAUUUUGUGUGUAUUUGUGGUUCAGUGUCUAAAAUGUUAUUUUUUAAAUAUAUUUGAGAGGACAGAAUAAAUAAAUGAAAAGUUA
This is a messenger RNA of Leopardus geoffroyi (Geoffroy's cat), 4368 nucleotides long. RefSeq names its product leucine rich pentatricopeptide repeat containing (gene LRPPRC). Gene Ontology annotation, molecular function: protein binding. The record is from RefSeq and is a predicted model, not a curated record. The transcript has 38 exons. Bases 81 to 4265 code for a protein of 1394 amino acids. Lineage: Eukaryota; Metazoa; Chordata; Mammalia; Carnivora; Felidae.